Molecule: messenger RNA, 1894 nt
Organism: Lymnaea stagnalis (great pond snail)
Lineage: Eukaryota; Metazoa; Mollusca; Gastropoda; Lymnaeidae
Source: the annotation of a GenBank genome assembly
AUAUUGUGAAAGGGUGGAUUGCAAAAAUACUCUGUACUAAGAAACAACACAAAAUGUUAUUAAGGAUGGUUUUCAAAAUGAAGAAGAGAUAUUGUAAUUGUAAUUGGUUCCAACUCAUGCUCUUAACUUUACUUUUGGCAUUUUUUUCUUUGUUGAUAAUAUUUAGGUACAUGCUAUUGUACGACUCGCAUUCAUUAACUAUGAAUAGUAUGAAUCUUCGGGCACAUCAACACCAUAAACAUGACGGUCAUGUUCAUAAACAUUUUUUGGCUUUGCCAAGUUUGUCGAACUCCAACUUGGAGCCUUCCCAGUCUCAGGAGAAACUUUUCGAACACAAAAACCAAGAGGAUCAUUAUCACAGUGGCCAGCAUCAGCAUUUUAUUCAACAACUUCAUCAAAAGCACCAAGAAAUAUUUUCAAAAUAUGCUUCCUUUAGGCCUCAAACUUUGAAUCAAAGAAACAAGGAAAACAAUUACAAUUUAGGCUUAGGCAAUUUCUCCACCAACAAUCACUUGAAACAGAAAAUCAAAACACAUGAGGGUGACAAUGGUGUCGUCAAUAUUCUGCUUCUCUUUGAUAGUGCUGACAAAAACACACAACUACAAAGUAGUUUCUUAUUGUGUGUCUCUUCAUUGCUUGCAUCAUCCUCAAAACCCAUUCAAUUUUACAUUGCUGGGGAUUCUAACAGUUUUAAAAUAGCAAAACGUUUGUUACAAAAGGCUAGCAGUGAUUCAGGAUUUAUCUAUCCGCUUCAGGUAAGUAAAAUGUAUAAGUCAUAUAUCAGAUAUCAUUUAUAUUUAGAAAAAAAAAAUAUAGUAUUGAAAAAGUAUAGUAUAAGUAUUGACAACUUUGUUUAGAAUUAGAUAAUGAUUAAUAAUAAUUAAUAAUGUGACUAAAAAAGCAGUAAUUUUUUUUUAAUGUAAAUGAUUUGGGAAAGCCAUUAAAUUUUUUUCCUUGGAUAAUAAUUUAAAAAAAAAAAAACGCCACAAAUAAAUUUGAUCAAAUCUGAAAAUGGGCAAAUAUAUUUUGCCAUUAUUAUUAUUUAAAUUAGUUUAAGUUUUUAAAAAAAUGGCAUUUGUUUGGAAUAUUUAAAGAAGUUAUAAGCCUAUUUGCUGCUUCUCUUGAAUACAUUUAAAAAAAAUCUAAACGAAGAAGUUAACGAAUUAAUAAAUAAUUAGCAUUAGUGUAAUGCAAAAAAAUAUCAUAAAUAUUGUCAUAUGUUCUUUUUUUUUAUUCUUAGAUAAUCCAUUAUGAGAAAACAAGCAUGGAGAACAGUGUUUCUCUUAAAAUAAAGACCAUUCAUGAGUUACUUAGUGGUGCCAAGAAUACCAAGUUCAGCGAUCCUUUAUUUUAUAUUUCCAUUGUUUUACACGAAAUCAUGCCUAAAUCUGUGUCAAAGAUGAUACUCUUGGAUGCUGACUUGUAUAUCACCUCCGACAUCUCAAAAUUAUAUUCUUUAUUUGAUCAUUUUCAACCAGAGCAGGCUGUAGGUAUGGCAAGGGAUAAUCAGCCAGUGUACAGAAAUUUGCUUUGGGAGUUUAGGAAAAAGAAUCCAAGAACCAGAGUGGGUGAUCCGCCACCUGAUGGUUUAACAGGAUUCAAUAGUGGCGUGGUCCUCUUAGAUUUAGACAAGCUGAGAAAUUCCUCUAGGUAUAAUUCAUAUUUUACUGUAAAUGUCUUGUUGUCAAUUGUGAAUAAGUACCAGUUUGAAGGUCACCUUGGUGAUCAAGACUUUUUUACUCUGCUUUCAUUUGAAUAUGAGGAAUUAUUUUACAUACUUCCAUGUGGCUGGAAUAGACAGUUAUGCACUUGGUGGCGACGAGAUGACUUGAUUAAAAUUUUUGAUGCUUAUUUUAAAUGUAUUGAGCCUGUUCACAUAUGGCAUGGAAACUGC